Molecule: messenger RNA, 1887 nt
Organism: Colletotrichum aenigma
Lineage: Eukaryota; Fungi; Ascomycota; Sordariomycetes; Glomerellales; Glomerellaceae
Exons: 1
Coding region: 1-1887 (628 amino acids)
Source: RefSeq, a predicted model, not a curated record
AUGCCUCAUUCAACCGUCGAUGACGAGCGCGCGAGCUCUACUGUCGCCCAGCCGCCCGCUCGAGAGGAUGCCGUCCAGCAGCCCCCUACUCAAGAUCAAGAGGCUGCGGCACAAGGCCCUCGCUCGUCAAGGCCAUUAGUGAACGGCGGCUCUCCCACACCCCAGAUACCCCGGAGCAUUCGCGUGUCUUCACCCACCGAAAGUACUUCAAAUAAUGUGCAAAACCCACAGUAUGCCACAUACCCUGCGCCUCCACCGCCGCCUCGGCCUCAAUUUGCAACCUUGUAUAGCCCUUCUCAAAGUACAGCUGCAAACACGUUUCCAACCUCUCAAAGUACAGCUGCAAAUGCGUCUCUACCCCAGGCUCAAAGUACAACUGCGAAUACGUCUUACUCCCAGUCUCAUGCCCUCUUCGUGGAACUAUUACCGGCGGACAGCGGCCAGAACAACCAGAAAUUCCAAGGCUACAUUGCCUGCGACCAUAAUAAGCCCGCUCGCCUGGAGCUUGUUGACCUCAACAGCCUGAAAGACCCCGCGAACACAACUUACCUUUCCUCUGACGACUCGUCUGACGCCAGUGAGGCCUCGACGGUAGUGGGCAUAGAGAAGGACGGCAAGGGCAAGAGCACCGGCAAGAGCAACGGCAAGAGCAAUGGCAAGAGCAAGGGCAGGUGCGAGGAAGACCACAAGGGCAAGAAAAAGUACGACAACGAAGAUGACAACGACGAUAAGGGCAUGCGCAAGGACAAGACCCGUCCGGACACUUCUCGUCCAGAUGUGCCUCCCUCAGAUAAGCCUCGUCCAGCUGCGCCCCGUCCAGACACACCUCAUCAAGACGUGCCCGACGACAAAAACCCCCAGUCCACCCGUCAGUACAUCCGGGAGCACUUCGGUCAGCCCGUCGUUUCUCAGCCCUACCUCAAAGGCCUCAAAGGCCACAAAAGAGUCCACUCCAACCUUAAGGACGAGCAAAGAGUCCAGCUCGACCUCACAGGCAAGAAAAGAGUCUACUUUAAAGACCAAAACACAGCCAAACAACCUGCGCCUUCCUCUCCAUGGGUUGGCUUAGCUUCUGUACCGCAGAAUACGUGGGCUCUAGACCGCUAUCCGUCCCCGGACGAGUACCCUGCUCGUACUAGGUCAAGUGCAGAAUACGCAGUCUACGACGACGAAGACCGCGACGGAUUCUACUAUGGCCCAGCUCACGACUCAAGCUCAAUGCGGCUUCGGUACUCAAACGAAGAAGAAGAAGAGCAUCUGACCAACUUUGAGAGGAUCAUGCAGCAUAACGUUACCGCUAUGGCUGGUGAGGUAGCGUAUAUAGGGGCUUCUGUGCGCAACAUGGAGAACACAUUGAGACGAUGGGAGGACGCAAGCAACGCACGGAAGAACGGGAUCUUCCCCCCUACACACCAGGGGCAGCUGCCCCCGAGUGCCAUCCCUCACGACGUCUUGCCGCCCCGGCCUGCGUGCAUGCCAGUUGAACAGCAACGUCUGCGAGUAUCAGAGGCGCCCGCAGGGCCACCCGAUGCCCAGAACUCGUCACGAAGGCCCUCAUAUCAGCCAAUGACGCCAUCUCCACACUCGAGUCAAGUGGGCUACCGACAGACAACGGAGGAGACGAUGACAGCGGAGAGGACGACGCCAACGGACGACGGUGCUGGAUAUCGGAUCCGUCAGACGACGACGACGCCAACGGACGAUGGUGCUGGAUAUCGGAUCCCUCGGACGACGACGACGAUGGACGACGGUGCUGGACGUCGGGGCCCUCAGACCAACGAAGAACCUGGACCUGGGCCCCUUGGGACCACUGGGAAUGUGAUCUUUGGUCUCGUAGCUACUGCCUGGAUUUGCAUGACUGUCAUGAGCUGUCGCCGAUGGCGAUGA